Drosophila rhopaloa is the source of this 1024-nucleotide messenger RNA. Its product is annotated as angiopoietin-4-like. NCBI's taxonomy places the organism in Eukaryota, Metazoa, Arthropoda, Insecta, Diptera, Drosophilidae. Bases 45 to 872 code for a protein of 275 amino acids. The transcript has 3 exons. The record is from RefSeq and is a predicted model, not a curated record.
UGCUACUCUCAGGCCACAACCAUUCUUAUCCUCAAAGCGAAAAGAUGUUCAGAAUUGAAGUAGUGGUGGGAAUAAUCCUUGUAGUGUUGUUCGCUGAAGGCAAUCACUCAUUGCAUCGGGACACGCGUGGAGUACACGUUAAACUACCAAGUGGAAGCUCGGCGGCGGUUUCCAGUGCUGUGCGUAGUUUAAAAGAGAAGAUUGAGCAGCAGACAGAGGUUCUGAAUCGACUGGCCAAUGCCACGGAGAAGCUGGCGGAAGGCUCAGGAGCCAUUCUGUCCAACUGUGCUCUGACCGAGAAGUACGGGUACACCCGCAUUCAACUGGAGAAGGGCAGCCGACCGUUCGACGUCUUCUGCGAACAGGCUCUUGACGAAGGCGGCUGGACAUUGGUGCUGCAGCGAUUCAAUGGCACCCAGCGCUCUGCGAAGGAAUUCCGCGAUGGGUACAACAGCAUUGCGGACGGAGAAUACUUCUUGGGCACCGACAAGCUGUACGCGCUGACUCACUCGCGCGACCACGAGCUGCUCUUCGUGAUGCAGUUUGUUGACAUGACAACGCGCACCUACCAGGCCCAGCGUUUCGUCCUGAAGAGUCCCACGGCGUACCUUACAUGGGCCAAGGAACAGGACACCGUUCGCUAUAGCUGGCCCUUGUGGGAGCAGGAGAUCGCACGCUUGCCAGAUGGAAAAUCAUGGGAGUCAUAUGAGAGCUGUUCUUCGCUUUGUGGCCCGGAGCGCUUCAUUGUCUUUCUGCUGAAGUGGAACUUCGGUACGCAGAACUUAAACCCGAUAAUGGGACGCCCGGCUAUUCGACUUUUCAAGCUUCUGUUGCGCCCAUCUAAUGCCUACUUGACUGUUAAAAACCCAUAAGUUAUUUUUAAUACUAAACCUGACUCGUUCGGCUUUGAAUUUGCUUUUGGAUUAAAAACAGACUAAAUUUGACUAUUUUGUGACUGCUAAAAUUUGUCUUUAUAAUGUUUAAUAAAGUGCGACAGUCAAAACAAUAUUAAUACCUUCAACAA